Serendipita indica DSM 11827 is the source of this 1503-nucleotide messenger RNA. The record is from the annotation of a GenBank genome assembly. Lineage: Eukaryota; Fungi; Basidiomycota; Agaricomycetes; Sebacinales; Serendipitaceae.
AUGCCAGACGACAUCCUCGGAGUAAAGAUGACAUCUGUUGACACUGGAGGCCCUCUUUCCCGAUAUGGGUGGCCUGCAAGCUGUUCGGAUCUUCAGUUUGAAAUUGCUGAUGGUUUCGAAGGAGGGGUUGCGGGCACGCCUCCUUAUAUACUCACCGUCGCGCCAGCUCUCCGAACACCCGUAAACAUUACCUUUGUGAAAAGUGCGAGAUGGACGGUGACCCUCGACCACGGCCACCCCUUUUUCGUAUCCGUCACUGACUCUAAGGGUAUCACUUGGAGUAACGGUCCACUCCACGGUGGUGCUGGAACUCGAGCCUGCCUCAGCCCUCCUCCUCCAUACCCAUGGCUAACCCUGUCCACAAGCCUGGGAAUGUCAUUCUCUUUUCUGAUCCUUGGUAUUAUCCUUGCUUCGGUUUGCGCUUGGUUUAUUGGCUUUCGACGACCUGUCCACUUUGCCAGCAUGGCCACUCGGAGUCCAGAUCCAACUCACAGGCGCGAAUCCAAAGCAGAUACAGGAACUAUACGAGCAGAUACUCGGCUGUCACAAACAGCGAGCAGUCGUCAUGGAUCCGCCAGUGCACCAGUGGCUCGAGGGGUCGCGAGUCCGAAACUCUUCAGCGGUUUAAUCCUCCGCCGCCCCUCCAAUACCCGAGCUACAAGUUCGGAGAUGGGACUCAUACCUGGUCGUCGUCCAACCAUUCGACGUGCAGAGACAAAUGACAAUCUCGACUUGGCAGGUUCACCGACGGAGGAUGUCCAACAACGCCCGUUCGCAUUGGGGCACGAGAGUCCUCGAAGAAUGGAGAAUGAAGGUGCUAUCACACCUUGGACAUCUGCCAAUGCAGUGCAGCAACCAGCCAGAGAGGUUGCCCUCGGAACAGCCGCACCGGCAGCAUAUCCAAAAGGCCACUUUGUCUCAAAUUCUGCUUCCAGUGGACCUAGUCCGACUGCAGUAGGUACAUCCUCUCAAACCCCAAGGCAUUCGUCGUCACCCUCUGGACAAAUUCCGAUCAUUGCCGCACCUCAGCCACAUCUCCACCAUGGUUCAUUCUCAUCGACUACCUCUCCGAUGCUCAUCUCUCCCCCACCGAGCGGCAUGAACCCACAACUGCAAUCUCACGAAGUCUACGUUGUACAUCAUGAUGCCGGUUUGCCGCCCCCUGUCACCGUAUUUGCCCUUCCGGGUACGCGAGUGACCGAGCUUCCCCCCGGAUAUGAUCAUAUCCUCGCGGCUACUCCUCGACCAGAAGAAGCCACUCUACCAACGACAAGUGGGGGAGGUAUCGACGAUGGAGCUUCAAGGGACCCCAAACCGUCCCUUUCACUGCCUCUCAUAAGAUCUACUCCCUCUCGCCCGCCUUUACAAACGCAAGCGAGUGCCAGGUCAACCAAUUCUGGAAUGGCACUGGUACACGCCGAGGAUGUCCCUCAAUCUGCAAUCUCUCCUACCUCUGGAAAUAGUCUCUCACCAGCCUCUCCGGGCCAAGAGCACGCGCCUUGA